GCAAAAUGCAGCUACAACUCCGCUCGCUUCGGCAAACACGUCAAGGCGGCGCUGCUCGGGUGCAACCCUGCACGCACAGCGUUCGCCCUGUCCAAUUUGCUCGCCGACCUCAAUUUUCGACUGAUAUUAAAGCUUCAGCUACACCCACUGCUCCUGCGGGCUCGAAGACCGUGCAGCCUGAGAAGGAUGUGCCGGGCAUGUCCUCGUUCCUGGACAGCCUUAAGUGGGACAAGAACAAUCUAGUCGCUGUCAUCGUUCAGCACAUCGACACCGGCGAGGUGAUGAUGCAGGCGUUCGCGGACCGGGCUGCCAUCAGCGAGACUCUGCAGACGGGCCUGGCAACCUUUUACAGCCGCUCCCGCGGCGGGCGCUGGUGCAAGGGCGAGACGUCUGGGCACUUCAUCAACGUCUUCAACGUGUUCACCGACUGCGACCGCGACUCCAUCAUCUAUCUAUCAGAUCCCAUCGGGCCCGCCUGCCACACCGGCGCGCGGACGUGCUGGUUCAAGGAGGUGGAGCUGCAGGGGCAGGAGGGCGCGGCCGUGAGCCACGCCGGCGCACACGACGACGGCGGCGACCACGUGCCGCGUACCACGCUGCUAACGCUGGAGCGGACCAUCGCGCAGCGGCGGGAGGCCAUGAAGCUGCCCUCGGACGGCUCCAAGCCCUCCUGGACGGCUCGCCUGCUGGGCAACCCCGAGCUGCUGUGCAAGAAGAUCCGCGAGGAGGCCGGCGAGCUGUGUCAGACGCUGGAGGCGGACGAGGGCCGGGAGCGGGCGGCCAGUGAAAUGGCGGACCUGCUGUACCACGCUAUGGUGCUGUGCAACCUGCAGGGCGUGGCGAUGGAGGACGUGCUGCGGGUGCUGCGGAAACGCUUCACGCAGAGCGGCAUUGAGGAGAAGGCGGCGCGCCCGCCCAAGGCCGCCGAAUGAUGGGCCACUAGUCGGAGGUUUGCUCAGCAGUGGCGGGGCCAACAUAGGCAUUGUGGUGGGGCUAUGCCGUGGCGUGGUUCGGCGAUUGGUUGCGGUGCAGCGGUGCAGAGGUAGGCACAAGUGAUCAUGACGAGCGAUUUGGCUGUAUGUGGCGAUGCGGGAUGCGCUUAGGGUUUUCAGUAGGGUUUUAGAACAGCAGAACAGAAACCGUGAAAGCGUGAAAGCGUGAAUGCAUACGGUCCUCGAACCUUGCCAACGCUAAACCAGGCAUUUCUGGGCCCCUGGAUGCCGUGGGCGAGAACGUGGUUAGGGCCCUUCUCGCCAGCGGCGGCGGUCUACCCCUGGAAGAUGCAAGCCCUGCACAAGCAGCGACAGCAGUCAAUGUCAGUCGGAACUCGGAACCCCGCGUGCAGAUGUAACUAGCAACCUAC
Chlamydomonas reinhardtii is the source of this 1363-nucleotide messenger RNA. RefSeq lists its product as uncharacterized. The record is from RefSeq and is a predicted model, not a curated record. Gene Ontology annotation, molecular function: phosphoribosyl-ATP diphosphatase activity; phosphoribosyl-AMP cyclohydrolase activity. Lineage: Eukaryota; Viridiplantae; Chlorophyta; Chlorophyceae; Chlamydomonadales; Chlamydomonadaceae. The coding region runs from base 198 to 932 and encodes 244 amino acids. Gene Ontology annotation, biological process: L-histidine biosynthetic process. The transcript has 7 exons.